GGGGCGGGGCGGGAGGCCGAGGGGUCGGGCUAGCAGGCGGGACGCUUCCCAAGUCGGCAGUCUCAGCGCGCUUGCGCCGAGCGGCCCUGCGCGCAGUGAGGCAGUGGCGGGGGAAGGCACCCGUGGGGCCGACGGGCGGGUUGAAGGAGGGAAGCGGGCGAGCGAAGUCCCAGUGCGCGCCGCGGCAGCCCGGGCACCCUCCCCUUCCGGGCGUGAGUCGCUGUGAAAAGAGCUGAAACGAGCGGACUCGCGCCGGCAGCGAGGCGCCGCUCCCGCCGCCUCAGCCCGGCCUCCCUCGGCUCCGGCGCUCCGGUCGCGGGGCCCGGGUUCGUCGGCACACCCCGCUCCAGCCGCCCCCAGAGCCUGUCCCCAGCCCUUCGGAAGCCCCGGCGCCAGCCCGGGCCCUCGGCAGGGAGGAUGACGGAGCUGCAGUCGGCACUGCUACUGCGAAGACAGCUGGCAGAACUCAACAAAAAUCCAGUGGAAGGCUUUUCUGCAGGUUUAAUAGAUGACAAUGAUCUCUACCGAUGGGAAGUCCUUAUUAUUGGCCCUCCAGAUACACUUUAUGAAGGUGGUGUUUUUAAGGCUCAUCUUACUUUCCCAAAAGAUUAUCCCCUCCGACCACCUAAAAUGAAAUUCAUUACAGAAAUCUGGCACCCAAAUGUUGAUAAAAAUGGUGAUGUGUGCAUUUCUAUUCUUCAUGAGCCUGGGGAAGAUAAGUAUGGUUAUGAAAAGCCAGAGGAACGCUGGCUCCCUAUCCACACUGUGGAAACCAUCAUGAUUAGUGUCAUUUCUAUGCUGGCAGACCCUAAUGGAGACUCACCUGCUAACGUUGAUGCUGCGAAAGAAUGGAGGGAAGAUAGAAAUGGAGAAUUUAAAAGAAAAGUUGCCCGCUGUGUAAGAAAAAGCCAAGAGACUGCUUUUGAGUGACAUUUAUUUAGCAGCUAGUAACUUCACUUAUUUCAGGGUCUCCAAUUGAGAAACAUGGCACUGUUUUUCCUGCACUCUACCCACCUAUUGCUGGACUUCUGUUGUACAAGUUGGCAAACACUGGCUGGAACUGGGCUGCAAUAAAACAUGCCAGUUAUCAAUGCUGACAAGAGCCUAACAAGUGCCAACUUACAGAUGAUUACGCAUUUUGAAUUCUAAUGAACUGUUUUAACCUUCAGGAAGAAUUGUAAAGACCUGUACAUAGCACAACAUGAUCCGGAUAAUAUAUAUACUGUUCAUGUACAUCCACAAAUACACGUUGUACCAAAUAAUGCUUUCUUGUAGUAGAAUAAGAAUCGUGUAAAUUCUAAAAGAUUUUAGCAGGUUUUCUUUCCUAUUCAUUGUUUCUUAUCAGUUUAAAAGGAUUCCUUUAAGCAUGUCAGAUGAAAAGCAAUUAGGAUUAAAAGUUCCAUUUAAUUUCCCUUAAACCAUUGAGGCUUCAUUAAACUCUUUUCACUUACUAAACUUUUGUAUCUUCUUUGUUUUGACACACUCCCCUUUGCUUUUAUCUCUUAUCUGCCAGAAUGCUCUCAAAUGAUUUAGUUCAAAUACUGAAAUACUUAAUGAGCAAUUACUUGAUUUUUAAUGAUGACUUCGAAGGAGUCAUCACUAGGUGCUUUGUCCUUUUUGUAUUCUAGUUGCACCCACCUCUUGGAUUGGAUAUAGCAAUAACAUUUAUUGGCCGUUGUGAGCUCUUGAUCCCAGUCAUUACCCCCGAGAACUAAAAAUAGAUGGUUCUUAAUUCAACUUACUGAAAAUUUCCCCAAACAAUAGCAAAUCUGACUUUUCCCCCUUCAGUUGCCUGGUAUUAAGGUUGGAUAAAUGAAGCAUGCACAGCUACAGGCUUUCUACUUAACUUCUGGGUUUGCUAUUACAAAUGCUAUUUACUCUCAUACCCUUCUCCUUAGUCCUUCAUAUUUCUCUGCCUCUAUUCUUCUAUACUGCAGAUUUUUCUCACCUAUUGUACAAAGAAAUUGCGAUGUAUAUUUUCCUGUAAUUUGAUUUUGGAAUUCUGUCACCUUAUGUAGUGAGUUCUUCCAAAAUAUAAUUUUUUUUCAAUAA
Messenger RNA from Pongo pygmaeus (Bornean orangutan), 2052 nucleotides. RefSeq names its product ubiquitin conjugating enzyme E2 G1 (gene UBE2G1). NCBI's taxonomy places the organism in Eukaryota, Metazoa, Chordata, Mammalia, Primates, Hominidae. The coding region runs from base 418 to 930 and encodes 170 amino acids. The record is from RefSeq and is a predicted model, not a curated record. The transcript is spliced from 6 exons.